UCGAUGGGGCCGGCCGCUCUGCUCUCGGCUCCUCUGUCCUGCCUCUCGGCUCUGGAUUAGCGACACUGGCGACAUGGGACAUCCGUCGGCUCGGCUCGGCCCCUGCGCCCUGCCUCGCCCGCCGAGGUAAAGCCGGGACUGGGAGCCGACCGCGCCGCAGUGCAGCGGAGCUCGGGGAGCCAGCUGCAACAUCACGGCGGGCCAGACACAGAGGGCCACGGCACUCUCCUGCACAGCCCCACCGGCGUGGUGAGGUGAAGGGCGGCAGCGGGGAGCCCCCGGAGGGCGGUUGGGCAGUGGGGCCAUGGCGCUGCGGGCCCGGGCGCUGUACGACUUCAGAUCGGAGAACCCGGGGGAAAUCUCGCUGAGGGAGCAUGAGGUGCUGAGCCUCUGCAGUGAGCAGGACAUCGAGGGUUGGCUGGAGGGUAUCAACGGCCACGGCGAACGAGGUCUCUUCCCGGCCUCCUACGUGCAGGUGCUCCGAGCCGCCGAGACGCCGCCGCCCGCCCGCUACGCCUACCUGCCUGCCGGCGGUUUCGACUGUUUGCUGCCCUCCGCCGCCUUCAAGCCGGCGACACUAGAGGCCCCGCCGGCGGCGACGCCUAAGCCCUUCUCGCUUCCCCCCGCCGCCUCCGGGUACCCUUCCCUGCCGCCACCCUACGGCGGCUCCUACCAGCUCAGCCAGGUCAGCGAUGACGACUGGGACGAUGACUGGGACGAAAGCUCCACGGUGGCCCAUGAGCCAGGCUCCCAGAGCAGCUCCUACCCCGUCUACGAGGCAACGGGCAGAUGGGCCUCUGGCCGCUACCACCUGUCCAUGCAGUCUGAGAUGUCCCUGAGCUCCCGCAGUGGCCACCUGGCAGGCCACCUCCACCUGCCCAGCAGCAGCACCAAGAGUUUGGCCACGGUAAGCCACAACCUCAACCGCUUCUCAACCUUUGUCAAGUCUGGUGGGGAGGCCUUCGUGCUGGGUGAAGUAUCAGGCUUUGUGAAGGAUGGGGACAAACUCUGCGUGGUGCUGGGCCCCCGGGGCCCUGAGUGGCAGGAGAACCCCUACCCCUUCCAGUGCUCCAUUGAGGACCCCACCAAACAGACUAAAUUCAAGGGCAUGAAGAGUUACAUCGCCUGCAAGCUGGUGCCCAGCUACACUGGGCAGCAGGUGCACCGCCGCUACAAGCACUUUGACUGGCUCUAUGGGCGCCUGUCUGAGAAGUUCCCUGUCAUCUCUGUGCCCCACUUGCCAGAGAAGCAGGCCACUGGCCGCUUUGAGGAGGACUUCAUCUCCAAACAUCGCAAAGGCCUGGCCUGGUGGAUGGACCACAUGUGCGGCCACCCCGUGCUGGCUCAGUGUGAUGCCUUCCAGCACUUCCUCACCUGUCCCAGUACAGAUGAAAAGACCUGGAAACAAGGCAAGCGCAAGGCUGAGAAGGAUGAGAUGGUGGGUGCCGACUUUUUCCUGACCAUCAGUGUCUCUGCUGGCUCUGGGGCUGGCCUGGACUUGCAUGAGGUAGAAAGUCAGGUGGAUGGCUUCAAAGCUUUCAUGAAGAAGAUGGAUGAAAGUGCACUGCAGCUUAGUCACACAGCCAAUGAAUUUGCUCGCAAACAAGUCACUGGUUUCAGGAAGGAAUACCAGAAGGUGGGACACUCCUUUAAGUCUCUCAGUCAGGCAUUUGAGCUGGACCAGCAGGCCUUUUCUGCUGGCCUCAACCAAGCCAUAGCCUUCACUGCAGAAGCCUAUGAUGCCAUUGGGGACCUCUUUGCAGAUCAGCCUCGGCAGGACCUUGAUGCUGUGAUGGAUUUGUUAGCACUGUAUCAGGGGCAUUUGGCCAGCUUUCCAGAUAUCAUCCAUGUCCAGAAAGGAGCCCUUACCAAAGUAAAGGAGAGUAAGCGACAUGUGGAAGAGGGGAAGAUGGAACUCCCAAAAGCUGAGGGCAUUCAAGAACACUGUAACAUUAUUUCUUUUGCAACCCUAGCAGAAAUUAAUCAUUUCCACAAAAUUCAUGUGAGGGACUUUAAAUUACAGAUGCAGCAUUUCUUGCAACAGCAAAUACUCUUCUUUCAAAAAGUGACACAAAAACUAGAGGAAGCUCUUCACAAGUAUGACAAUGUUUAAUCUCUGAACUUUGAUUUGUUGACUUUCCUCAGUAUGAAUGAGGAACAUCGCUGCUGCUGAAAAACUGUUGCCAGUGGUAGACUGUGGUACAAGGGUGGUUUUGUGUUCACCUGGAAUCUUCAUUUAAUCUCUGAUUAUGUAGAAAGGAAACAGUUAUAGGGCUAUGUAGUAGAAACAAUACCACACAUUAUAACCAAGUUAUACUGUGUAUGCCUAUACCACCAUCGUAAGUUUUUAAAAACA
This is a messenger RNA of Hirundo rustica (Barn swallow), 2356 nucleotides long. Its product is annotated as sorting nexin-18-like. The record is from RefSeq and is a predicted model, not a curated record. Gene Ontology annotation, biological process: endosomal transport; endocytosis; plasma membrane tubulation. Lineage: Eukaryota; Metazoa; Chordata; Aves; Passeriformes; Hirundinidae. Gene Ontology annotation, cellular component: cytoplasmic vesicle; plasma membrane. Gene Ontology annotation, molecular function: protein binding; phosphatidylinositol binding.